AUGGAACAGGCGGAUCCCCAGGGACCUGGGCCGGCCGUGCCCCUCUCGGUACAGCCCGGCCGCUUCCCAGAAGGCAUUGCACCCGGGCCGGGCUUCUGCAUGCCAGGCCUGUCCUCCAUGGGACAGAGGCCUCUGCAGAGGGAGCGCAGCCCUGCCCCAAUCUGGGGUGCUCUGCCAGGCUGCCCAGUUUGCCUGAGGAGGGUCCGGGGGCAUCGGGAGGGCAGAGGAACCCAGGAGCCUCCCCUGGAGGCGUGGACGGCUCCGCCGGACUACGUGGCCGCCAGCUCGCAGCCGGACGACUAUGGCCACGCCAUGACCUCCCAGCGGGUGACCCUCAUCCCCCCGGGCACCGUGGCCCCUAUCGCGCAGGCCUGGAACCCUCCCCACAGCGGCCGCGUGUGCAGCACGUGGGGCCGCUUCCACUUCAAGACCUUCGACGGCGCCGUCUUCCGCUUCCCCGGCCUCUGCAAUUACGUCCUGGCCGCGCACUGCCGCGCCGCCUACGAGGACUUCAACGUCCAGCUUCGGCGCGCCCUGCUCGGGGAGACGCCCACCAUCGGCCGCAUCGUCGUCCGGACGGAGGGGACGGUCGUGGAGGUGUCCCCCGGCGCCAUCCUGAUCAACGGGCUCCGGGAGCCGCUGCCCUACAGCCGCUCGGGGGUCACCGUGGAGACGAGCAGCGGCUACGUGCGGGUCACCGUGAGGACCGUCCUGACCCUCCUGUGGAACGGGGACGACGGCGCCCUGCUGGAACUGGAUGCGAAAUACGCCAACAGGACGUGUGGGCUCUGCGGGGACUUCAACGGCCUCUCGACGUACAACGAGUUCUACUCCAACAAUGUCAGGCUGACCACUUGGCAGUUUGGGAACCUGCAGAAGUUAGAUGGACCCAACGAACAGUGUGAGGACGCCACGUCCUCGCCGACGAGCAACUGCACAGACGAGGAGAGCAGCUGCCUGAGCGUCCUGAACGGCCCGGCCUUCGCGGGGUGCCACCAGCUGGUGGAUCCCAGGCCCUACGUGGAGGCCUGUAUGCAGGACCUCUGUGGAUGCCAAGAAGCUAACCAGUCCUCCUGCCUUUGUGCCACCUUCUCGGAGUACUCACGGCAGUGCGCCCAUGCAGGCGGGCAGCCCCUCAACUGGCGGAGCCAGAACCUGUGCGGCAAGACAUGCCCUUCCAACAUGCAAUAUCAUGAGUGCGGCUCCCCUUGUGUGGAUAGCUGCUCCAACCCCGAGCAGUCCCAGCUCUGCGAGGACCACUGUGUGGACGGCUGCUUCUGCCCCCCAGGGACCGUCCUGGAUGACAUCGAGGGCCAGGGCUGUGUGCCCCUGAGCCAGUGUCACUGCACCCACAAGGGCCAGUCCUACAAGCCCGGAGGCUCCUUCUCCACGCCCUGCCGCACUUGCACCUGCCUUUCCGGCCUCUGGCACUGCGAGGAACUCCCGUGCCCAGGUAUGUGCUCAGUGGAUGGUGGCUCCCACAUCACCACCUUCGACCAGAAGCGUUACAACAUCCACGGGGACUGCAGCUAUGUCUUGUCCAAGAAAUGUGCGGAUGCUGCCUUCACCAUCCUGGGGGAGCUGCGCAAGUGUGGCCUGACGGACAACGAGAACUGCCUCAAGUCAGUGACCCUGAACCUGCACGGGGGCGAGACGGUCAUUCGAGUCCAGUCCAACGGAGCCGUGUUUGUGAACUCCAUCUACUCCCAGCUGCCCAUCUCGGCAGCCAACAUCACCGUAUUCCAGCCCUCCACCUACUUCGUCCUGGUCCACGCGGCCUUCGGCCUGCUUCUGCAGAUCCAGCUGGUGCCCAUCAUGCAGGUGUCUGUGCAGCUGGAUCCCUCCUUCCGGGGCCAGAUGUGCGGCCUGUGUGGAAACUUCAACCAGAACCAGGCGGAUGACUUCACGGCCAUCAGCGGGGUGGUGGAAGGGACGGGAGCAGCCUUCGCCAACACCUGGAAGACCCAGGCUGACUGUGCCAACGUCAAGAACAGCUUUGAGAACCCGUGCUCACUCAGCGUUGAGAAUGAAAACUAUGCCCAGCACUGGUGCUCCCUGCUGACGGACCCCAAUGGCACCUUCUCCCAAUGCCACUCCAUCGUGAGCCCUGCUCCCUACUACAAGAACUGCAUGUUCGACACGUGCAACUGUGAGAAGAGCGAGGACUGUCUGUGUGCGGCGCUCUCUUCCUACGUGCGAGCCUGCGCCGCCCGGGGAGUGGUGCUGAGCGGCUGGAGGGCCAGAGUCUGCACCAAGUACAUGGACAGCUGUCCAAGCUCCCUGAGCUACAGCUACGUGGUGGAGUCGUGCCAGCGCACGUGCCGGUCCCUGAGUGAGCCCGACGUCACCUGCAGCGUCCGCUUCAGCCCCCUGGACGGCUGCGUCUGCCCCGGGGACACGUACCUCAGCGAGGAGGGCCGCUGCGUGCCGGCCGCCCAGUGCCCCUGCUACUUUAAGGGCAGCCUGGUGGCGCUGGGGGAAACCGUCCAGGAGAACGGCGUCGUGUGUUCUUGCUCCGGCGGGAAGCUGAGCUGCUUCGGAGCCACAGAUGACAGCCCAGUGUGCAGGGCUCCCAUGAUCUACCUGGACUGCAGCAACGCCUCGGCAGGGACCCCGGGGGCCGCUUGCCAGAAAAGUUGUGACACCCUGGACGUGGCCUGUUACAACACCCAGUGUGUGCCCGGCUGCGUCUGCCCCAACGGUCUGGUGAAGGAUGGGCACGACCGCUGCGUGAAGGCAGAAGACUGCCCCUGUGUUCACAAUGAGGCCUCCUACCAGUCAGGGGAGACCAUCCGAGUGGACUGCAACAACUGCACCUGCAGAAAUCGGAGGUGGGAGUGUACCCAAGCCCUGUGCCUGGGCACAUGCUCUGUGUACGGAGACGGGCACUUCAUCACCUUCGAUGGCGAGCGCUAUGCCUUCGAGGGGAACUGCGAGUACAGCCUGGCCCAGGACUACUGCGGUGGGAGCCCCGGCACCAACGGCUCCUUCCGUGUGAUCACCGAGAACAUCCCGUGCGGCACCACAGGCGUCACCUGCUCCAAGGCCAUCAAAGUGUUCCUCGGGGGAACCGAGCUGAUAUUCAACGAGGGUGUGGUGAAGGUGGUGGAGAGAGCGCUGGGCGAGGAGGUCCCGUACAAGCUCCACUCGAGAGGCAUCUACCUGGUCCUGGAGACGCUGGCAGGCCUGGUCCUGAUGUGGGACCGCAAAACCAGCAUCUUCAUCAAGCUGCAGCCGCGCCACAAGGGGAAGGUCUGUGGGCUCUGCGGGAACUACGACGGCAACAGCGUCAACGACUUCACCACCAGGAGCCUCUCGGUGGUGGGCGACGUGCAGGAGUUUGGCAACAGCUGGAAGAUCUCCCCGUCGUGCCCGGAUGCCGCCUCCCCCAGGGACCCCUGCACCGCCAACCCUUACCGCAAGGCCUGGGCCCAGAAGCAGUGCAGCCUCAUCAACAGCGACGUCUUUGCUGCCUGCCACUCUCAGGUGGACGCCACCAAGUACUACGAGGCCUGCGUGUCCGACGCCUGCGCCUGUGACUCUGGCGGGGACUGCGAGUGCUUCUGCACGGCCGUGGCCGCCUAUGCGCAGGCCUGCAAUGACGUGGGUGUCUGCGUGUCCUGGAGGAAGCCCGACGUCUGUCCUAUGUUCUGCGACUUCUACAACCCCCACGGAGAGUGUGACUGGCACUACCAGCCGUGUGGAGCACCUUGUCUGAAGACCUGCCGCAACCCAAGUGGGAAGUGCUUGGUGAACUUACCUGGGCUAGAAGGCUGCUACCCAAACUGCCCCGCUGAGAAACCUUUCUUCAGUGAAGACGAGAUGAAGUGUGUGGACCAGUGUGGCUGUUAUGAUGAGGAUGGCAACUAUUACAAAGUGGGAGACCGAGUCACGAGUCUAGCUAAUUGCCAGAGCUGUAACUGCACUACGAGCGGCAUACAAUGUGUCCAGGACCAGAAUGAGUGCACCUGCUUGUAUGAGGGUCACACGUACCAUUUCCACGAGGUCAUCUACAACACCACUGAUGGCCUGGGGGCCUGCCUCAUUGCCAUCUGUGGAGAUAAUGGAGAGAUCAAGCGAAUGUCUGAAGACUGCCCGGUGACACCCUCCACCACCGUGCCAUUCACCUUCACUACCAGUGGCGUACCACGGUCCACCGCAGGGCCCACACCCACCAUCUCAGCCACUUCCACUGUGUGUGUACGAGAAGCCUGUGAGUGGUCUGACUGGUAUGACAGCAGCACGCCGGAAUCAGGGCUGACAAGUGGGGACUUUGACACAUUUGAAAACCUACAGCUAAGCGGAUACCAAGUCUGCCCUGCUGCCCGUGAUGUAGAGUGUAGGGCCCGGGCAUUUCCUGGCAUGUCACUAGAAGAAGUGGGACAGAAGGUGGAGUGCAGCCGGUCCCGUGGGCUGCUAUGCUACAAUGUAGAACAGGACCCACCCUUGUGCCAUGACUAUGAGAUCCGGAUGUUGUGCUGCCGCUACGUGCCCUGUGAAGGGUCCACAGCCUUGAUGACCAGUCCAUCAGUCACAAAAUCCACAACCACAGCUGCACCUUCUACAGCCUUGACCUCACGGAUAUGGUCCACCCCCACUGGGGCCAAUACUACUAGUGUGGCCUGCCAGCCUCGGUGUGAAUGGUCUGAGUGGUUUGAUACGGAUUACCCCAAGUCAGGAGCAUUUGGGGGGGACAUAGAGACAUAUGACAAGAUCAGGAGCACAGGGAAAACCUUCUGCCAGAAACCCCUGGAAAUCCAAUGCCAGGCAGAGAACUUCCCUAACAUUCCUAUUGAGAAAUUAGGACAGGUUGUCUUUUGUGAUGUUCACUAUGGCCUCAUCUGCAAUAAUAAAGAACAACCAGGAUUGUUCAAAAUAUGCCAAAACUACAAGAUCAGGGUUCUGUGUUGUGAUGACAGCCAUUGCAUUGGAAAGACUUCAGCCACCCCACCAGCACCCACACCACAACUGACCACCAGCCUGGGGACUGGCACCACAGCACAACUACCCCUCACUACCAUACCUCUAGUGACAGAGAGCAGCCCAGCCACCACUGCAACCCAACAGUCCACAGGUUCACCUCCAAGCCCAACAAGAACCACGACCACUGCAUCGCCAUCAACAUCUACUUCAGCUCCCCCAACUCCCAACACUGCCAUCGGCAGCACAGCAAGGACCUCACGAGUGCCAGUAUCAACUUCCGUGGCUACCACGACCAAGAUGGUGGUGACAACAGCAACUUCUCCCAGCCCAACGCAGACCACGGUCAAGGCAAGUUCUCCCCACAUCCAUUUAUCUACAGAAGCAACACAAAGAACACAGAGGACUCCCAAGACUCCAUCAUUAGCUACCACAAGCCUGGGAACAGAGAGCAGCCCAGCCACCACUGCAACCCAACAGUCCACAGGUUCACCUCCAAGCCCAACAAGAACCACGACCACUGCAUCGCCAUCAAUGUCUACUUCAGCUCCCCCAACUCCCAACACUGCCAUCGGCAGCACAGCAAGGACCUCACGAGUGCCAGUAUCAACUUCCGUGGCUACAACGACCAAGAUGGUGGUGACAACAGCAACUUCUCCCAGCCCAACGCAGACCACGGUCAAGGCAAGUUCUCCCCACAUCCAUUUAUCUACAGAAGCAACACAGACAACACAGAGAACACCCCAGACGCCCAAGACUCCAUCAUUAGCUACCACAAGCCUGGGAACAGAGAGCAGCCCAGCCACCACUGCAACCCAACAGUCCACAGGUUCACCUCCAAGCCCAACAAGAACCACGACCACUGCAUCGCCAUCAACAUCUACUUCAGCUCCCCCAACUCCCAACACUGCCAUCGGCAGCACAGCAAGGACCACACGAGUGCCAGUAUCAACUUCCGUGGCUACAACGACCAAGAUGGUGGUGACAACAGCAACUUCUCCCAGCCCAACGCAGACCACGGUCAAGGCAAGUUCUCCCCACAUCCAUUUAUCUACAGAAGCAACACAGACAACACAGAGAACACCCCAGACGCCCAAGACUCCAUCAUUAGCUACCACAAGCCUGGGAACAGAGAGCAGCCCAGCCACCACUGCAACCCAACAGUCCACAGGUUCACCUCCAAGCCCAACAAGAACCACGACCACUGCAUCGCCAUCAACAUCUACUUCAGCUCCCCCAACUCCCAACACUGCCAUCGGCAGCACAGCAAGGACCACACGAGUACCAGUAUCAACUUCCGUGGCUACAACGACCAAGAUGGUGGUGACAACAGCAACUUCUCCCAGCCCAACACAGACCACAGUCAAGGCAAGUUCUCCCCGCAUCCAUUUAUCUACAGAAGCAACACGGACAACACAAAGAACACAGAGGACUCCCAAGACUCCAUCAUUAGCUACCACAAGCCUGGGAACAGAGAGCAGCCCAGCCACCACUGCAACCCAACAGUCCACAGGUUCACCUCCAAGCCCAACAAGAACCACGACCACUGCAUCGCCAUCAACAUCUACUUCAGCUCCCCCAACUCCCAACACUGCCAUCGGCAGCACAGCAAGGACCUCACGAGUGCCAGUAUCAACUUCCGUGGCUACAACGACCAAGAUGGUGGUGACAACAGCAACUUCUCCCAGCCCAACGCAGACCACGGUCAAGGCAAGUUCUCCCCACAUCCAUUUAUCUACAGAAGCAACAUGGACAACAAAGCGUCAGUCUACAUACUCAGAGAUCUCGAUAGCCCCAAUGCGACUGAGCACAACUUUGGGGCCACAGACUACUACACCAGGUCCUCUUGGCCCCACAUCUACAUUCAUAACCACCUCACCAAGGCCACUCCCACAGGUCACAACCCGAGGCUCUACUCCCUGUCAACCAAAGUGUGAGUGGACAGAAUGGUUUGAUAUGGACUUCCCAACUUCUGGAAUCAAAGGGGGAGACAUUGAAACAUAUGAAAACAUCAGGAAGGCAGGAGGAAAUAUUUGUCAAGAGCCCAAAAAACUUGAGUGUCGAGCUGAAAAUUACUCUGAGGUAAGCAUUGACCAGAUCGGACAGGUUGUGCAAUGCAACCCCAAAUUUGGGCUGAUCUGCAGAAAUGAGGAUCAAAAGGGGAAAUUCAAUAUGUGCUUUAAUUACAACAUCCGUGUGUUGUGCUGUGAUGACUACACAAACUGCACUGCCACAGUAACAGGGCAAACAACGCAAACAAGCUUCCCUUCCUCACCGACCUCCAAGACAAUAGAGCCAACACAGACUCCAUCGACAACACUGAGCACCUCCUCUUCAACACUGACGACAUCUACAAAGCCCAUUUGGACUCCCCAAAGGGUUUCUGUGCCAGGCAGGAACAUAACCCAUACUUCCUCAGGACCUCAGGGCACAACUUUGAAAUUUACUAGUUCCAAGCCCUUGUCAGCCCCAAUCUUAACAAAAAAUAGUCCCCUGACCUCUGGUCAAUCCACAACAACAAGAACCUCCCCAUCUCCGACAAGCGCAGCGUCCACGGAAUCGGCAACCUGGACGACAUCCUCCACCAGCAUCACAACCGUGUCUGCCGGCUCCACGUCCUCGGGCACCUCCUCUCUCGCCCCAAAUGUGAAGACGGCGGGCACCAAGCCAACACAACUCACACCGGGCAGGACCAAGGAAGCUACCAGCUCGGUGACACCCUCCAACCCAUCACCUACUGGCCCUACAGCAACAACCCCUGCAGGAACCUCCCCUCUGGGGUCCACCACAGCAGGACCAAGCACCUUGUCACCAUCACACUCCACUGGGGUCACCACACUGACAAAGACGACUCCCGGGUCCCUGGGUACAGCCGCCAGCAUGGUGACAACAACCCCAGAGUGCCGGCCCAGGUGUGUGUGGACGGACUGGUUUGACCACAGCUACCCCAUCCCCGGAGAAGAUGGCGGAGACUUUGAGACCUACGACAACCUCCGGGCCGCAGGGGAAACCAUCUGCGAGGAGCCUCAGGCCAUCCAGUGCCGGGCAGAGAAGUACUCGAGUACCCCCCUCAGUCAAGUGAAACAGGUUGUGCAGUGCAACGUCAGUUUUGGUCUGAUCUGCAGAAACCGGGACCAGGAUGGACUCACCAAGUACUGCCUGAACUAUCACUUCCGGGUGCUCUGCUGUGAUGACUACAGUCACUGCGCAACCACGCCAUCGACACCGCUUACCACCAUGUCUACCACGUCCCCAACAGGCUCGACCUUAACCUCACUCGAAGCAUCAUCUUCCAUCCCCGCCACGAGUACCCUCAAACCUUCCACACAAGCCACGUCUUAUGCCACUGGCACCAGCCAGGAAGUUACCUCAGCUUAUCCCGUGCCUACUCUGACUUCCAGGAAGACUUCCCCUGGGCUCGUGCUCACCACACACACUACUUCUGAGUCUCCAGGGACCCGCUCUCUGUCCUCAACCAUGACUGGAGGAGCCACACUCUCGCUGUCUCCCGUCCCCAGCAGCACAGUCACCCACACCGCGCCUACGUCUACAGGGCUGACCUCUUCAAAGGGGCCCUCCACCCAUUCAGCGUUCAGCAGUCCAGCCCCGGCAUCCACCACCUGUACACCCAUCUGCACUUGGACGGACUGGCUUGACCACAGCUACCCCAUCCCUGGAGAAGAUGGCGGAGACUUUGAGACCUACGCCAACCUCCGGGCCGCAGGGGAAACCAUCUGCGAGGAGCCUCAGGCCAUCCAGUGUCGGGCAGAGAAGUUCAUGGACAAGCCCAUCGGUGAAGUGGGACAAGUGGUAAAAUGUCACGUGGGCACUGGACUGGUCUGCAAUAACCAAGACCAGACUGGAAGGUUUAAAAUGUGCCUCAAUUACCACGUCAGGGUGCUCUGCUGCGAUUACACCCAUUGCCCUACAACAGCCAGAUCAACAACCACACCUUACAUUAGUACUCUGUCUACUGCGGAAACCCCGCCUGGGACCACCCCGCUGUUAUCCACCCCCUUCACCAUCACCACCACCACCACUGGCGGCGGUGUGCCCACGGGCAGCACGAUGCCCACCACGGGCUGUGUGCCCCGGUGUCGGUGGACAGAUUGGUUUGACACUGACAAACCCCAACCAGGCAGGUUUGGGGGGGAUAUUGAGACUUAUUACAGCAUCAUGGACGCCGGGGGCAACAUCUGUCUGGAGCCCAUAGCCAUCGAGUGCCAGUCACUGCUCCAUCCAGACUUGCCACUUGAGCAGCUCAGGCAGGUGGUGCGAUGCAACGUCGAUUAUGGCUUAAUCUGCAGAAACAGUCAACAGAAGGCUCCUCAGACAACCUGCCUCAACUACCAAAUCCGAGUGUUGUGCUGUGACGACUACAGUCACUGUGGGACAACCGCAUCUCUGACAAGCGCAGCGUCCACGGAAUCGGCAACCUGGACGACAUCCUCCACCAGCAUCACAACCGUGUCUGCCGGCUCCACGUCCUCGGGCACCUCCUCUCACGCCCCAAAUGUGAAGACAGCGGGCACCAAGCCAACACAACUCACACCGGGCAGGACCGAGGAAGCUACCAGCUCGGUGACACCCUCCAACCCAUCACCUACUGGCCCUACAGCAACAACCUCUGCAGGAACCUCCCCUCUGGGGUCCACCACAGCAGGACCAAGCACCUUGUCACCAUCACACUCCACUGGGGUCACCACACUGACAAAGACGACUCCCGGGUCCCUGGGUACAGCCGCCAGCAUGGUGACAACAACCCCAGAGUGCCGGCCCAGGUGUGUGUGGACGGACUGGUUUGACCACAGCUACCCCAUCCCCGGAGAAGAUGGCGGAGACUUUGAGACCUACGACAACCUCCGGGCCGCAGGGGAAACCAUCUGCGAGGAGCCUCAGGCCAUCCAGUGCCGGGCAGAGAAGUACUCGAGUACCCCCCUCAGUCAAGUGAAACAGGUUGUGCAGUGCAACGUCAGUUUUGGUCUGAUCUGCAGAAACCGGGACCAGGAUGGACUCACCAAGUACUGCCUGAACUAUCACUUCCGGGUGCUCUGCUGUGAUGACUACAGUCACUGCGCAACCACGCCAUCGACACCGCUUACCACCAUGUCUACCACGUCCCCAACAGGCUCGACCUUAACCUCACUCGAAGCAUCAUCUUCCAUCCCCGCCACGAGUACCCUCAAACCUUCCACACAAGCCACGUCUUAUGCCACUGGCACCAGCCAGGAAGUUACCUCAGCUUAUCCCGUGCCUACUCUGACUUCCAGGAAGACUUCCCCUGGGCUCGUGCUCACCACACACACUACUUCUGAGUCUCCAGGGACCCGCUCUCUGUCCUCAACCAUGACUGGAGGAGCCACACUCUCGCUGUCUCCCGUCCCCAGCAGCACAGUCACCCACACCGCGCCUACGUCUACAGGGCUGACCUCUUCAAAGGGGCCCUCCACCCAUUCAGCGUUCAGCAGUCCAGCCCCGGCAUCCACCACCUGUACACCCAUCUGCACUUGGACGGACUGGCUUGACCACAGCUACCCCAUCCCUGGAGAAGAUGGCGGAGACUUUGAGACCUACGCCAACCUCCGGGCCGCAGGGGAAACCAUCUGCGAGGAGCCUCAGGCCAUCCAGUGUCGGGCAGAGAAGUUCAUGGACAAGCCCAUCGGUGAAGUGGGACAAGUGGUAAAAUGUCACGUGGGCACUGGACUGGUCUGCAAUAACCAAGACCAGACUGGAAGGUUUAAAAUGUGCCUCAAUUACCACGUCAGGGUGCUCUGCUGCGAUUACACCCAUUGCCCUACAACAGCCAGAUCAACAACCACACCUUACAUUAGUACUCUGUCUACUGCGGAAACCCCGCCUGGGACCACCCCGCUGUUAUCCACCCCCUUCACCAUCACCACCACCACCACUGGCGGCGGUGUGCCCACGGGCAGCACGAUGCCCACCACGGGCUGUGUGCCCCGGUGUCGGUGGACAGAUUGGUUUGACACUGACAAACCCCAACCAGGCAGGUUUGGGGGGGAUAUUGAGACUUAUUACAGCAUCAUGGACGCCGGGGGCAACAUCUGUCUGGAGCCCAUAGCCAUCGAGUGCCAGUCACUGCUCCAUCCAGACCUGCCACUUGAGCAGCUCAGGCAGGUGGUGCGAUGCAACGUCGAUUAUGGCUUAAUCUGCAGAAACAGUCAACAGAAGGCUCCUCAGACAACCUGCCUCAACUACCAAAUCCGAGUGUUGUGCUGUGACGACUACAGUCACUGUGGGACAACCGCAUCUCUGACAAGCGCAGCGUCCAUGGAAUCGGCAACCUGGACGACAUCCUCCACCAGCAUCACAACCGUGUCUGCCGGCUCCACGUCCUCGGGCACCUCCUCUCUCGCCCCAAAUGUGAAGACAGCGGGCACCAAGCCAACACAACUCACACCGGGCAGGACCGAGGAAGCUACCAGCUCGGUGACACCCUCCAACCCAUCACCUACUGGCCCUACAGCAACAACCUCUGCAGGAACCUCCCCUCUGGGGUCCACCACAGCAGGACCAAGCACCUUGUCACCAUCACACUCCACUGGGGUCACCACACUGACAAAGACGACUCCCGGGUCACUGGGUACAGCCGCCAGCAUGGUGACAACAACCCCAGAGUGCCGGCCCAGGUGUGUGUGGACGGACUGGUUUGACCACAGCUACCCCAUCCCCGGAGAAGAUGGCGGAGACUUUGAGACCUACGACAACCUCCGGGCCGCAGGGGAAACCAUCUGCGAGGAGCCUCAGGCCAUCCAGUGCCAGGCAGAGAAGUACUCGAGUACCCCCCUCAGUCAAGUGAAACAGGUUGUGCAGUGCAACGUCAGUUUUGGUCUGAUCUGCAGAAACCGGGACCAGGAUGGACUCACCAAGUACUGCCUGAACUAUCACUUCCGGGUGCUCUGCUGUGAUGACUACAGUCACUGCGCAACCACGCCAUCGACACCGCUUACCACCAUGUCUACCACGUCCCCAACAGGCUCGACCUUAACCUCACUCGAAGCAUCAUCUUCCAUCCCCGCCACGAGUACCCUCAAACCUUCCACACAAGCCACGUCUUAUGCCACUGGCACCAGCCAGGAAGUUACCUCAGCUCAUCCCGUGCCUACUCUGACUUCCAGGAAGACUUCCCCUGGGCUCGUGCUCACCACACACACUACUUCUGAGUCUCCAGGGACCCGCUCUCUGUCCUCAACCAUGACUGGAGGAGCCACACUCUCGCUGUCUCCCGUCCCCAGCAGCACAGUCACCCACACCGCGCCUACGUCUACAGGGCUGACUUCUUCAAAGGGGCCCUCCACCCAUUCAGCGUUCAGCAGUCCAGCCCCGGCAUCCACCACCUGUACACCCAUCUGCACUUGGACGGACUGGCUUGACCACAGCUACCCCAUCCCUGGAGAAGAUGGCGGAGACUUUGAGACCUACGCCAACCUCCGGGCCGCAGGGGAAACCAUCUGCGAGGAGCCUCAGGCCAUCCAGUGCCGGGCAGAGAAGUACUCGAGUACCCCCCUCAGUCAAGUGAAACAGGUUGUGCAGUGCAACGUCAGUUUUGGUCUGAUCUGCAGAAACCGGGACCAGGAUGGACUCACCAAGUACUGCCUGAACUAUCACCUCCGGGUGCUCUGCUGUGAUGACUACAGUCACUGCGCAACCACGCCACCAAGCGUCUCCACUGCCUCUGUGACCAUCCCUACUCUGCAGACAUCCUCCAUCUCGUCCUUUCCCACGUCUGUCUCCGUGCCUCCUGGGCCACAGACAUCCCCAGUGCCCUCAACCCUCACACCUCCGUGCUUCUGCCUCGUGUCAGGUGACCUGUUUUCUCCCGGUGACGUGAUCUACAACAGGACAGACAAAGCAGGCUGUAGUUUUUUUGCCAUUUGCAACCAACAAUGUGAAAUAGAGAGAUUUAAUGGGCCGUGUCCAACUCCAACACCAUCUGUACCCUCCUCCGCUGUUCCACAAAGCACUCCUCCUCCAGGCUGCUAUGAUGUCCACCCGCCAAGACAGCCUGGAGAGCAGUGGACCAGUAACUGCCAAGACUGCGUCUGUGACAACAGCUCCCUCACGGUGCAAUGUAGACCCGUGCAGUGCCAGGAGCCCACGCCACCCCCCAACUGCCAGAAGGGCUUCACCAUUGUCUACCAACCUCGGGCAGACAAUGCCUGCUGCAUGGAGGCACACUGCGUGUGUGACCCGGCCACUUGCCCACAAGAUCAGCCGAGCUGUCAGCCCCAAGAGGAGCCGUUCAGCUUCCUGCCCGAAGGCGCCUGCUGCCCUGUCUUUGGCUGCCGAGAGAGACAGUGUGAGCACAACGGGACCACGUACGGGAUUGGGUCAACUGUUCCCUCAGACCUGCCCUGCCACACGUGUACCUGUCACGCCGAAGUGAACCCGGACACCAACAGCACGGUGUGGUGUGAGGCCGAGCCCUGCUCGACCGCCUGUGGCCCGGUGAGAGCCCAGCCCCUUCCCUGGCCAGCCUCCCCCUUCAUGGACUUCUCCUGGUCUCCCGGAGGACCCCGAGCUGGCUCAGUGUGGCCAAGGGGCCGUGUCCAGGGGCCCAGAAGCUCUCACGAGGGGGGGAGACGACUGCCAGGGAGCAGCAGGGAGGCGCGAGGGGGCACGUGCCCGGAGCAACAGUCCUGGGGAAGCCGAGAGGGCUGCCAGUGCCGGCAGGACUCAGCCUCUGCUCUCCGCCUCUCGCCGCAGGACCAGGAGUACCAGGUCCUCCCGGGCCAGUGCUGUGGGCAGUGUGUGCCAGCCGUGUGCCUCACCCCAGAUGGGAAGAGGAUUAAGCUCAACGAGACCUGGGUCAACAGCAGCGUGGACAACUGUACAGAAUACCACUGCGAGAAAGUGGACGGCCAGUUCAUGCUGUCGCAGAGACCCGUCGAGUGCCCAGACGUGCCCUCAUGCAAGGGAGUCCUCAGGAAAGUGGGCUGCUGCUAUGAAUGUGAGCACGUCGAAGAAAACUGUGAGGUUCGGUCCAAUGAAACUCUCCUCCGAUACGGCGGCUGCGUGUCGGAGACGGCCGUCCACGUCACCUUCUGCGCUGGGUCGUGCUUCUCCACGUCCAUGUAUUCUCUGGAGGCCAAGGAGAUGCGGAGGCAGUGCACCUGCUGCCACGAGACCCGGGUGCACCAGGAAGAGGUGCGGAUGAGGUGUCCCGACGGCUCGGCCAUCCAGCACAGCUACACACGCGUGGAUGCCUGUGGCUGCACGCCUGCCUGCCAGCCCUCCCACGACGUGGCCUAGGGACCGCGCUGGAGGACUGCAGCCCGGCGUGGACGGAAACUCCCCUGCGAGUCCAGGAAGGGUCCCUGGGCCGCCUUCGCCCGCCGCGCCCCCCAUUCUCCCCAAGAAGGCUGGAGAGUCUUGGGGCUCCCCCCUGGCUGGCCAAAUACCCUGGGGGGCCGGUCCGCUGGGUCAGGUGACGCUCCAGGUUUUCUGGGCUAAUGGACGUAGACUGUGAGCUCCUGGGGAGCAGGGGCCGCUUUCCCUUCGUGUCUGCACCCUGAAAGUGCCUAAUAAAUGCUUACUGACUACU
Molecule: messenger RNA, 14485 nt
Organism: Monodelphis domestica (gray short-tailed opossum)
Lineage: Eukaryota; Metazoa; Chordata; Mammalia; Didelphimorphia; Didelphidae
Source: RefSeq, a predicted model, not a curated record